CACGUCACCAUUCUUGUAUGUUACUGUCCAGUGUCCAAACACCAACAAUCUCCAUUUCUUUACUAAUUAGGUGAUGAUAUGGGUUUGUUCCAAGAUAAGCGUGUGGUUUACAAGCCUGUGAAGGAUGUUAACUUAGGCCCUCAUAGCACUGAAUUCUAUUUCCAUGACAAUGUUAAAGCACCACGCAUGACUGGCAUUGUAGUCAAGAUUUUCACUCUCUUGUUGGAAACUCGAGUAUUUAGAACCUCCAUAUUGUAUCUACUCAAGAGGAAUAAUCUUUUUCACAAGCUUAUUACAAAUGCAGAUUUGGAAGAUUCACCCCUCUAUGUUCCCUUACAUCACUUUGAAGACCACAGAGAACAAGAAGUCAAAUGCAUAGAUCAUGCUUUAACUCCACAAGAGCAAGUUCAGCUUUCAAUAGAUUGCUUGCCUACAUCUUCAUCAGAAGAUGAUGAUGCACUUAAUGGAAAAAAUUCUUCAUUCUGUCGGUGGACAAUAAUGGAUUAUUCUAGAGCCUAUAGCUCAGGAGAUAUAACACCACGCAUGGUCGCAGAACGCUUUAUAGCUGCUGUUGCUGAAUCUUCAAAAGCUCAACUCCAAAUGGGAUUCUUUAUUAACUACAACACUGAAGAUAUACUGAGGCAAGCAGAUGAAUCAACUCUUAGAUAUCAGAGAGGGGAACCUAUCUCUGUCUUAGAUGGAGUCCUAGUCGCUAUCAAGGAUGAAAUAGAUUGCUUGCCCUAUCCAACCACAGGAGGUACAAAGUGGUUGCACAAAGAAAGGCCUUGUGCAGAUGAUGCUUGCUGUGUCGGGCGGCUAAGGUUAUGUGGCGCCAUACUUUCUGGGAAGACUAAUAUGCAAGAACUAGGGGCUGGAACUAAUGGAAUCAAUCCGCAUUAUGGGGCUACUAGGAACCCAUACGAUUCGAAUAAGAUCGCUGGAGGUUCUUCGAGUGGAUCUGCUGCUGUGGUGUCUGCAGGGCUAUGCCCUGUUGCCCUUGGUGUGGAUGGGGCAGGAUCUGUGAGAAUUCCUGCAGCUCUUUGUGGUGUUGUUGGUCUGAAACCAACUUUUGGUCGUGUACCUCAUUCCGGAGUUCUUCCUCUAAACUGGACAGUUGGGAUGGUGGGAAUACUAGCAGGCACAGUUGAGGAUGCAUUGAUCACUUAUGCAGCUAUCUCUGGUGAAAUUCCCUCCAAUCAGCCAUCCAAAAUACCUAUCAAUCUCCCACUGCUGCCAAUGACAAAGUCUAUAUCUGACAUCAAGUUGGCAAAAUAUGGAACGUGGUUCAAUGAUUGCAGUGAUGAUAUCAGAAGAUGCUGCUCUCAUGCUUUGAACAAACUUCAGGAUCUUUAUGGUUGGGAGACUGUAGAUGUUACUAUACCAGACAUAGAAGUAAUGUUCCGAGCACAUUAUCUAACAAUCGGAUCAGAGUGCUCCACUUCGCUUGAUUCCUUUCGAGAAAAGAAUUUUGCAGAAUUAGGAUGGGAUACAAGGGUAGCACUUAAUUUCUAUAGUGCUUUCAGCAGCAUGGAGUAUAUCAAAGCUCAAAAAAUUAGGAAUCGGCAGUUACAGUUUCACAAGAAAAUAUUGGCCGAGGCAGAUGUCAUUGUGUCACCAACAACAGGUGUCACUGCAAACCCAAUUCAAGAGGAUGCUAUAAAGACUGGUGACUUUGACUACCCAAAUGCAGCUGCACUUGUUCGGUAUUCCAUAUCAGGAAACUUUUUGGGACUUCCUGCGGUGACUAUUCCAGUUGGAUACAGUGAAUUGGGUUUGCCUAUUGGUCUUCAAUUUAUAGGAAAGCCUUGGGCUGAAGCAACACUCAUUCACUUGGCAUUUGCAAUGCAGGCCAUCUGCAUGCCGGAAUACAGAAAGCCAGCAGUUUUCUAUGACUUGCUAAGAGAAAAUGAAAGUUAAAUCCAGACCAGAGGUUUUCUAUGAUUUAUUAACAAAAUCAAAACUUGAUUAGUUGUCCUGUCUGCUCUAUGGUGAUCCUUUUUUAAUCUUAAAUUUUAUUUCUAUUCUUGAAAAAGGGGGAAAAGUUAAAACAGGUCCUACCGGGAGUUGAACCCAGGUCGCUGGAUUCAAAGUCCAGAGUGCUAACCACUACACCAUAGAACCUUUGUUGUUGUUUAUCACGUAAUUGUACUUUAAUAAGUUGUGUUCCAUUCUUACUAUAAAUAGCAUACACUUCUCAAUCAAACUCGAUUUGCUUACUACAUUUGGAAGUUUGAACUGUUUCGUUUUACCUGCUGUA
Messenger RNA from Arachis ipaensis, 2257 nucleotides. Its product is annotated as fatty acid amide hydrolase-like. Gene Ontology annotation, molecular function: catalytic activity. The record is from RefSeq and is a predicted model, not a curated record. Lineage: Eukaryota; Viridiplantae; Streptophyta; Magnoliopsida; Fabales; Fabaceae.